Messenger RNA from Trematomus bernacchii (emerald rockcod), 4927 nucleotides. RefSeq lists its product as uncharacterized. The coding region runs from base 3553 to 4803 and encodes 416 amino acids. Gene Ontology annotation, molecular function: transmembrane signaling receptor activity. Gene Ontology annotation, biological process: toll-like receptor signaling pathway; inflammatory response; immune response. Gene Ontology annotation, cellular component: membrane. Lineage: Eukaryota; Metazoa; Chordata; Actinopteri; Perciformes; Nototheniidae. The record is from RefSeq and is a predicted model, not a curated record. The transcript is spliced from 3 exons.
AGAACUGUGAGGAGGAUGUUUCUCAACUCUUACUUCCUGACUUUACUUUCAGUUCCUUUCCAUCCGCACCAUGCGAUCACUCUUCAUUGUAAUUACUGGAAUUAAUGUUGUCUAAAUCAGUUUUUUUUUGUAUAGAUAAUGGAGCCAAUUAAAUCACUUGAGACUGCCGACAUUCAGCCACUCUCUCCCUCUGUUCCUGUUCCUCCCACCCUGAGAGAUGGAGAGAGUUACCAUGUCUUCAUUAGCUACAGCAGCACUGACUACCAGUGGACCCACUGCCUCAUCGACCAGCUGGAGGCCUGCGGCCUGCAGGUCUGCUACCAUGAGCGAGACUUCACUCCCGGCCGCACCGUGUUGGAAAACAUGUCCGACUGCAUCCAGGAGAGCCAGAAGGUCCUGCUGGUUCUCAGCCCAGAGUUUGUGAGGAGCCGCUGGUGUCUCCUGGAGGCCAACAUGUCUUUGUUCAGAGACUGCCUGGAGAGGAAGCCCAUCGUCCCAGUGCUGCUGGAGCCAGGAGUCUCCGUUCCUCUCCACCUCUGCCACCUCACCUACCUCGAGGCCAACGACCCCGACUUCAAGAAUAAGCUGCUCAAGGUGCUCUGCACACCCAACCAGCAGCUUCAAGGGUCCACUGUGCUGCCCUUUCAUCCUCCCUCCAUCUACAACGGGAAGGCCUUGCAGCCGUUGGAUGCUGUAAAUGAAGACAGUCUCAGUAAAUGGGAUUGUGGUCAGUUCAGUGACAUGGAGGUACCAGACCAGCUGCGCCUGAUCAUUCAGGACCAAGAGAAGUACAGAAAGGCUGUGAGGAUGGUCAACAGUGUGUCUCAAAAUAAAGUUUGGUUCCGCCCCGUCUGGGUUAGAGUUUUAAUUUACCUUUUUGGCCUAAUAUUUAUUUUCCUGAUGGCUUCAUUCAAUACAUUUACAAUGGCUAUAUUUUUCCAAGUCGUAUCUGUGCUUUUUCUUUUGAGCUUUUUCUUGGUUCCAUUGGGAUUGUUUAUUCAUAUCUGUCUCUGGAAGAAUGAUGAUGAAAAGUACAUAGUGAGGGAAAUGAAAAAAGCUAUUGGCCAAGCAAACAUCAUCCUCUCUGAGGAGAAAGUGUUAAUGGGCCGUCGGUCCAACUCAAAAAUCUCUCUGGUGUAUGUUUCUCUGAACGGUUGCAAACAUGAGUUUUCAGAAACGUUUUCCGAUCAGGUUUGUGCUGAAGAAAUGUUUCAAAAAGCUCUGCUGUACUUCUCAUCAGGUUACGCCUGCUGCCUUGCUCAAAGACACUUCCCCUUUCCUCAGCCCUGCUCCACCGGUCACCUGGAGGGAGGGGUGUGUUUCUGUCAGUAUGUGUCCCAGCAGCUGAGUGUGGACCAAUGGGAGUAGCAGUGUCCACAUGUGUGACCUAACUAUUUAAUAAUAACUGGAUCAUCAUGAAAUGUCUGCAUUAUUAUAAGACACUUAGUCCCACUGAAGGCACAGCGACUUUAUUCAUGUUAGCCCUCAGAUAUCAGAAUGAGUCUCUUUCACAAACCUUCACCUUCUGCUUCACAAAAGCAUGAACUGUGAGGAAGAUUUUUCUCAUCUCUUACUUCCUGACUUUAUUUUCAGUUCAUCGAUCACUCUUCAUUGUAUUUGUUGGAUUUAAUGUUGUCUAAAUCAGGUACGAACAUGCAUUGUUUUGUGAAUGUUGUUGUUAUUGUGUGAAUUUAGUUUAGAUACUUAAACUGAACUUCAACAUUCCUUUGUUUUUAGAAACAUCAAUCGAGGUAUGAAAGUUUCUGUGUCUACAAGCUAUUUUAUUCGUGAAUCACCUUCCUGAUUAACAUUUUCUUCUGUUAUUUACGAUUGUAUUGUUUCUUUAUAUCUUAAAGGUUUACAACUCUAAGAAACUCUUUACUUAAGUUUUUUCAAUUACUUAUUUACACAUACUGUAGUCUAAUUACAAUUUAUUUUGAUGCAGCAGAAAGCUUAUUGAAUACUGAUUAUUAUGUAGUGAGUGAAGGUAGAUCAACAUGUUUAGACUUGGAUUUAGUUUUACAUAAAAUCAACUGAAAAUCCUUGCCUUCUUCAUUUUACAGUGUAUUGUGUUAUUUUAUGUAAUCCUAAUUUGAAUAACAUAUCUCAAGUUUUCCACAAACCUACAUUUGUUUACGAAUCUUUUGUUUUAUAUUACAUGUGGGAGUAUCAGGAUGACUUGGAGAAAUGUACACAGAUCAUCCAUAACAUUAUGACCACCUGCCUAAUAUUGUGUAGGUCCCCCUUUUGCAGCCAAAACAGCCCCUACCCGUCGGGGCAUGGCCUCUACUAGACCUCUGAAGGUGUGCUGUGGUAUCUGGCACCAAGACGUUUGCAGUAGAUCCUUUAAGUCCUGCAAGUUGCUGCCUCACCGGUUUUCCUUCCUUGGACCACUUUUGAUAGCUACUGACCACUUCAGAACGGGAACACCCCACAAGAGCUGCAGUUUUGGAGAUGCUCUGACCGAGACGCCUCGUCAUCACAAUUUGGCUCUUGUCAAAGUCGCUCAAAAUUUUUUGCUUGCCCAUUUUCCCUACUUCCAACACAUCAACUUUGAGGACGAAGCGUUCCCUUGCUGCUUCACAUAUCCCACCCACUGACAGGUGCCAUUGUAAAGAGAUAAUCAAUGUUCUUCACUUCACCUGUCAGUGGUGAUAAUGUUAUGGUUGAUCGUGGUAUAUAUGUAUUGAAAUUGUCUUUAUUUGCAAAUGAGGAAUCCAACCCAAAUACAGUUGUACUACUCAAGGUUGAAAACAUGUGCAAGUUAUUUUUUGCUUUCACUGUGGAUUUACAAAUUAAUAAUUGACUUUUCAUUUAACUGAGUCUAAUCCAGCUCUGAGAAAGGGACAUUUGUCAAAAUGAUGUUACAUUGGUAGUUAUAAAUGCUUUAUGACAACUGAAAUGUAUUAACUAUAAGUUAUUAUUUAUGUGGACACCAGUAACAGUUAAGAAAGUGUGAGUAGGUGGAAUAGUCCUUGGUCAGAUCACAGGGACCGGUGUUUAUUUCUGGGGGGAUCUGAUGGAUGGAUAGACAAGUAUGGAGAGUUCCAUACAGGUACAAUGCAUUUGGAUGGAGGAAGUGAAAAGUGGCUUGAGAAACGGACAGAAGAGUUCAACUGAAUUAAUUUAGUUUAUUUAAACAACUGAGGCAGCCGUCACAGCAAUAUGGUUAAACCCUAAACAAACUGAACAUUAUAACCUUGAGGAAAGUAGGUCUGUUUGCAAGACCUUGUGCUUAUUCAUAUUUAUGUGUAGUUAACAAACUGGAAAUGAUGGGAAAUGAGAACCAAACCAUGUUUGUAAGAAAGCCCACACAUGUUAUGUAUAUGGUGGGUUUGUUUGAUGUUAUGUUGUGGGUGUCUUUCCUUUGGUGUUCCCGGUGUGUUGAGCUGUUGCAUGCGCGUGGCGUCAUCGGAGUUGCCGUGCCUGUGUGCCGGUGAUGUUUACUUUCGGUUUCGUUUCUGAGACGACAGUAUCUUUUCCUCCCGUUUUUUCCUCGGCAUUGUCUUUGCUUUUGUGCUGUUGGGUGUCGUGCGUAAAUGCAUAGAGAUAAUGGAGCCAAUUAAUUCACUUGAGACUGCCGACAUUCAGCCACUGUCUCCCUCUGUUCCUGUUCCUCCCACCCUGAGAGAUGGAGAGUGUUACCAUGUCUUCAUUAGCUACAGCAGCACUGACUACCAGUGGACCCACUGCCUCAUCGACCAACUGGAGGCCUGCGGCCUGCAGAUCUGCUACCAUGAGCGAGACUUCACUCCCGGCCGCACCGUGUUGGAAAACAUGUCCGACUGCAUCCAGGAGAGCCAGAAGGUCCUGCUGGUUCUCAGCCCAGAGUUUGUGAGGAGCCGCUGGUGUCUCCUGGAGGCCAACAUGUCUUUGUUCAGAGACUGCCUGGAGAGGAAGCCCAUCGUCCCAGUGCUGCUGGAGCCGGGAGUCUCCGUUCCUCUCCACCUCUGCCACCUCACCUACCUCGAGGCCAACGACCCCAACUUCAAGAAUAAGCUGCUCAAGGUGCUCUGCACCCCCAACCAGCAGCUUCAAGGGUCCACUGUGCUGCCCUUCCAUCCUCCCUCCAUCUACAACGGGAAGGCCCUGCAGCCGCUAGAUGCUGUAAAUGAAGACAGUCUCAGUAAAUGGGAUUGUGGUCAGUUCAGUGACAUGGAGGUACCAGACCAGCUGCGCCUGAUCAUUGAAGACCAAGAGAAGUACAGAAAGGCUGUGAGGAUGAUCAACAGUGUGUCUCAAAAUAAAGUUUGGUUCCGCCCCGUCUGGGUUAGAGUAUUAAUUUACAUUAUUGGCAUAAUAUCUUUUUUCUCUGUGGCUAUAUUUAAUAUAUUUUUAACGACUACAUUUCUAGAAUUCUUUAUACACAAAUCUGUUGUAGAAAGUGUGCUCAUAAUUGCUAGCCUGUACUUGGUUCCAUUGGGAUUGUUGAUUCAUAUCUGUCUCUGGAAGAAUGAUGAUGAAAAGUACAUAGUGAGGGAAAUGAAAAAAGCUAUUGGCCAAGCAAACAUCAUCCUCUCUGAGGAGAAAGUGUUAAUGGGCCGUCGGUCCAACUCAAAAAUCUCUCUGGUGUAUGUUUCUCUGGACCGCUGCAAACAUGAGUUUUCAGAAACGUUUUCCGAUCAGGUUUGUGCUGAAGAUUUGUAUCAAAGAGCUCUGCUGUACUUCUCAUCAGGUUACGCCUGCUGCCUUGCUCAAAGACACUUCCCCUUUCCUCAGCCCAGCUCCACCGGUCACCUGGAGGGAGGGGUGUGUUUCUGUCAAUAUGUGUCCCAGCAGCUGAGUGUGGACCAAUGGGAGUAGCAGUGUCCACAUGUGUGACCUAACUAUUUAAUAAUAACUGGAUCAUCAUGAAAUGUCUGCAUUAUUAUAAGACACUUAUGCCGCGUUUCCACUACACGGCCUCGCUCGGCCCCGCUCGGUAUGG